GGCAGUGAUCUACGCUCCAACUGCCCCCGCGUCGGCGCUAAACUUUGUCGGGUUGUACGGGGAAUUGUGAGGUCAUGGUUCGGAGCGCUGUGGCUGGAGGUGUAUAUAAAGGCUCGCUCUCUUGGGUCUGAACUCAUUACGACUUAAGCAUCUUAUUUCUUUAACAUGACGCAUCAUCACCACCACCACCAUCACGACAAGCAUUCCGGGGCACAUGCCGAGGUUGUGAAUGCCCCACACAAGUCUAAGCUGACGCAUCAGCUGGUUGCGGCUGCUGCUUCUUACGAGGCAAUGAAGAUGUACGAGAAGCACGUCGCGAAGCAGGGGCACCCGGACGACCACGCUAAGGCGAAGGAGCUCAUCGCUGCAUUCAGUGGAGCUUUCGUCGACCGGAUCGUCGAGACCAAGGGCCUCGAUUUCAUCGACAAGCGCAAGGCUAAGCACGAUGCUACGGCCCAUGCCGACAACCAUCUGCCGGCUGCAUAUCCGCAGCAAUACAGCUACUGAGCGUAGAACGAUCAGUGAACGCGAUGGACGUUUCGAAGUUAUGUAUAUGGCACCUUAUGAACGUAUAAUGUUCUAGUUACGGAUUCUAAUUU
Coniophora puteana RWD-64-598 SS2 is the source of this 599-nucleotide messenger RNA. RefSeq lists its product as uncharacterized. NCBI's taxonomy places the organism in Eukaryota, Fungi, Basidiomycota, Agaricomycetes, Boletales, Coniophoraceae. The record is from RefSeq and is a predicted model, not a curated record. Bases 166 to 507 code for a protein of 113 amino acids. The transcript is spliced from 4 exons.